This is a messenger RNA of Panonychus citri (citrus red mite), 2179 nucleotides long. It is a transcript of the gene mre11, whose product is annotated as double-strand break repair protein MRE11-like. Gene Ontology annotation, molecular function: DNA endonuclease activity; 3'-5'-DNA exonuclease activity; manganese ion binding. The record is from RefSeq and is a predicted model, not a curated record. Lineage: Eukaryota; Metazoa; Arthropoda; Arachnida; Trombidiformes; Tetranychidae. Gene Ontology annotation, cellular component: Mre11 complex; nucleus. Gene Ontology annotation, biological process: telomere maintenance; mitochondrial double-strand break repair via homologous recombination; double-strand break repair via nonhomologous end joining.
UGACUCACAUUCACUCAUUUCGUCAUUUUGAGUUACAUUCACUUAGUAGUUGACAUUAUUUUCCUUUCAUUUUGAGAUUUAAUUUAAUUUUUCUAAUUAAAUUGUUACCAAUGCCUUCAUCUUCAUGCUCAGAGUCAAGUGAUGGUUCACCUGAAUCUGAAUUUACUAUUUUAAUUGCAAGUGAUAUUCAUUUAGGAUACGCAGAGAAAGAUGUUCUUAGAGGUGAAGAUUCGUUCAUUGCUUUUGAAGAGGUUCUUCAAAUUGCUGUGGAAAAAGAGGUUGAUUUUCUUUUACUAGGCGGUGAUUUGUUCCAUGAGAAUAAGCCUUCGUCUAAAUCAAUGACUCGUUGUGUUCAAUUGUUACGAAAAUACUGCCUUGGAACAAGAGAUAAUCCGAUUAAAAUUAACAUUGUCAGUGAUCAAAAAGUCAAUUUUAAUCAUAGUGCUUUUCCAGUUGUCAAUUAUGAAGAUGAAAAUCUCAAGAUUUCUUUACCUGUUUUCUCAAUUCAUGGUAAUCAUGACGAUCCAGUUGGAAAGGAACCUCUUUGUGCUUUAGACACUCUAAGUGCUAUGGGAUUAGUUAACUUUUUUGGAAAAUAUGUAAAUGUUGAACAUAUUGAUGUUCAACCUUUGCUUUUAGAAAAAGGAGAGGAAAAGGUUGCUCUUUAUGGUCUUGGAUCAAUUCCUGAGGAAAGACUUCAUCGAAUGUAAAACGAACAAGUUGAAUUCAUUGCCCCUGAAGGUAAUUCUGAUCGGUGGUUCAAGAUAUUCAUUGUUCACCAGAACAGAGUCGCUCAUGGAACCAAAUACUUACCUGAGUCUUUCCUUGGCGAUCUACCUGAUCUUGUGGUUUGGGGACACGAACAUGAGGCUAUAACCGACUUGCAUUUCAACCCAGAAUUAAAUUUCCAUGUCUAUCAACCUGGAAGUACAGUUGCAACAUCUUUGUGUGCCGCUGAAGCGGCUCCAAAGCAUGUUGGACUAUUAUCUGUCUCAUACAAUUCUGAGAAUGAUUCUAAUAAUUUCCGAUUGGAAACAAUCCCUCUGAAAACACCUCGACGGAUGAUCUGUGAAGAUAUUAACAUUGAUAGUCUUCUUAGUAGCCGAGGUGAUCGUGACGACGGUGAAUUGAACGAUCUUAUCUUUGAGUUUCUUUGUGAGAAAAUCCAAGAACAGAUAAACAAAGCGGCCGUCGAUCAUUCUGGCCAUCCAAUGGAACCUCUUGAACCUUUGAUCAGAAUUCGAGCCGAAUACUCAACUGAAUAUCAUCAUAUUAACCCAGGACUUUUUAAUCACAAGUUCUUAAAUAAAGUCGCUAAUCCCAAAGAAAUAGUAAUGUUCAAAUACAAACGAACCCGUUCAGCCUUUAGUGGUAACCCAAGUGGUCUCAAUGUCGGCGAACUGGACGAUUUAUUGGAUUACACGGCUGCUCCUCGAUGUAAUAUCGAUGAUGUUAUUUACGAAUACUUUCAAAAUACCGAUGAGAAAAACAAAUUAACUCUUUUAUCAGAGAAAGUUAUGGUUACCGCUAUCAAGGAGAUCGUCGAGAAAGAACAGACAACCGAACGAUUAACACAAGCGGUUGAUUUUUUGCGAACUAAAAUUCACAAUUCAAUUGUUGCAGAUAAUCCAAUUUUCACCGAAAAUAAACCCGAAAUUGAAACAGCAAUUAAACAGGCAAAAGAAAAAUACAUGAAAGACGAUGAAAAGGCCAUGAAGGAACUUAAAUCUUUCUUUCAGACAACAAAUGGAAAUUCAGAGGUUACAAUCAACGAUUCUUCUGAUGAUGAUUUAGAUGAUAAUCAUUCUUCAAACGUUAUUCAUUCACCAACUUCAUCAACUUCGACAAGUUCAAGAGCAACUCGAGGACGAGGUCGAGCAACUCGUGGGUCCGCUGCGGGUCGAGGUCGCGGUCGAGGUAAAAAUCUAUCUAAUCAAGGAAGUUUGGAAAGUAUGGUGAAAAUAACUCGACGAAGUUAAACAAUUUAUUGAUUCUCAAUUCCGCACAAUUGAUUCUCCUUGUCCUUCAAGACCAUCUAAUCUGAUUUGAUUAAAUAAUCAGUAUUUUCUUACUCUCAUCUAAAACAUUUGAUACUCAAAUGAUCAUCUGAUCAUUUUUAUUUCGUUGAAAAUUUUCAAGAAAAUCUAACUGAAUAAACCAAAAUAUUAGCAAUUAGAAA